Molecule: messenger RNA, 2483 nt
Organism: Styela clava
Lineage: Eukaryota; Metazoa; Chordata; Ascidiacea; Stolidobranchia; Styelidae
Source: RefSeq, a predicted model, not a curated record
AUAUACUUUUGAUAAAGUUUUAAAUAAGGUGAUAUCUAAAUGUACAUCAAUAUAUUUCAGUUUAAUAAUGUUUAUUUAUAUUGUUUAGAUCUUAUAUUACCGUGAUAUCAGUAAAAUCAACUCUUGCGUGACAUUUGAACUUUACACACUCUGAGACAAGGGCAAAAGAAUCAAAUAUCAUCGGAAUUACUUGCAUCGGAUUUAUAGAACUGCCGUUAUGUCUUUUGCACUGCCAUGUGCCAGUCCAUCAAAGGAUUUACCUGGAUCAAAUAGUAUCAGAAUGGCAUUGGAUUUUAGUGAUGAUGGAUUCAUGGAUGACGACUCAGGUAUGCAAUUGUCUUUGACACCAUCACCUGACUCAAUGAAAAAUACGUCGAGAAUCAGUUCACCUUCCCCGGCAAAACGUUCACUUUUCUCUCCUCCUAAAUCUAAAGUUAGUCGUUGUGAAGGAACACCAAUCAGCUCAACAACACAUUCUCGUUUACGAAGAAUGUUACACAAUAAUAAUGAAGAUGAUUUGAGGAAAAUUUGUGCUUUGAAUGCCAUGGAAUCAGCCUCUGAAGAUGAAGAAUUUCAUUCACCAGCUUUGAGAAAGCUUCCAUUUUCAAGUUAUUGCGAUCGUAGAGAUUCUGGAAAUGUUUCAUACGAUGAAAAUACACCAGCGAGUUCAUCCAGCAUUCGCACAUCGAAUGUUCUAGAAUUUAACUCUUGUAGUAGUGGUGAUGAUAACAGUGACAGCAGUUUCUCUUCUCCAACCAGACCCAGCAGCAAGCCGCUAUGUAUUCCAUCUCCAAAACAAUCACCAGCAUCAUCAUCGGGCGUUUCUGGUUGCUCACCAGGUCGGUCACCUCCAGACACUCCACCACACACAAGAAAACUUCGAGAGCUCACACUCUUUGAUUCUCCUUCCACACCAAAAACUCUUUUACGCAAAAUGCGUUCCCGAAAACCAGCUUUACCUAAACCAUUACAAUUUUCUUAUUCUGAAAACUGUCCCACACCAGUUCCACCACCAAGUCCAACCAGUGCUUUCAAGUCGAGAAGUCGUCUUCGUAUGUUGCGAAUGGAUGCCGCACAUUCAACACCUUCAAUGCCAAGAACUUUUAGAAUAAGCGCAGAUGGAACAGACAACACAGAUGAAGAAUGUGAGAUAAUUCGGGGUUCAAAGAGCUUACCCAGGUUUAAUAAGUUCAAAGAACCCACUACUCCAUCUGUAAAUGUAAACCCAUUUACACCCGAUAACAGACCAAAAAAUUCAAAACGUUCAAGAACUGGAAAACAAAGGAAACAUUCUUUUUGUUUGGAUGACAUAGACGAGGAAGAUGAAAUGAGGCCUGCCAAGAGAAUUCAUUUACGUGAAAACAACAUCUCUCGUUACCAACAAGAAUUUCACGAAAUUGGAAAAAUUGGAGAUGGCGAGUUUGGUUCCGUUUUUAAAUGUGUCAAUCGUCUUGAUGGGUGUGUUUACGCAGUAAAAAGAUCAAAGAAACCUCUUGCUGGAUCUGUUGACGAAGCAAAUGCUAUUCGUGAAGUCUGCGCUCAUGCUGUCCUUGGAAAACACAGACACGUUCGUUAUUAUUCAGCUUGGGCAGAAAAUGAUCAUAUGCUCAUUCAAAAUGAAUAUUGUAAUGGCGGAAGCCUGGCUGAAGCAGCAAAGAAUCAACAAGAAGGCGAAAAAUUCUCUGAAGAAGAAGCAAAAAAUCUUUUGCUGCAAGUUUCUAAAGGACUUAAAUAUAUACAUUCACAAAAUUUGGUUCAUAUGGACAUUAAACCAGGAAAUAUCUUCAUUUGUAAUGAAAAGCAGAAUAUUUCACUGGACUCUCAUCAGAGUGAAUUAGAUAGCGAAGACGAAGAAGAAAAGGUGACAACAACAAGGAAUGCUGUUUAUAAAAUCGGAGAUCUUGGUCAUGUUACUUCAAUUGAAGACCCACAAGUUGAAGAAGGCGAUUGUCGUUACCUGGCUAAUGAAGUUCUCCAGGAAGAAUAUUCACAUUUACAGAAAGCUGAUGUCUUUGCACUUGGUGUUGCAGUUCAUGAACUUGCUAGUGGAAGAACGCCUCCCAAAAAUGGCAGUUCAUGGCACAAAAUUCGUAACCAAGGCCUCGAGACACUCACUCACUGCUCAGAUGAGUUCAAUAAACUUUUGCAAAGCAUGGUUCACCCCAUCGUUGCUCAUAGACCAACCGCAGCAAGCCUCACACAACACCCUCUCCUAUGCCCUGGUUCUUCAAAAUCAAAAGACCAAUUGAGAAAAGAGCUUAACCAAGAAAAAUUCAAAAAUGAAAUACUCGCAAGAGAGUUGGAGGAAGCAAGACAAAGUCAGCAAGAAUCACAAUUUAACAAAACAUUUGGAGGCCGAAGGGGAAUGUCAACUGGAUUACGCAAAAAUUUCAGCAGUAUGCGAGGCGGAAAAACUAAUAGACUUUUAGGUAAAAAGACUUGUCGCAGUAUGAGCAUGACUUCAAUUUAUUAAUUUGUUUCCU